AAAUAGUGAAAAUAUAAGAUGUUUGUAAGUUAGGUAUAUAUUUGAAAAUUCAUAAUAAAAACAAAGUAUUAAAAAAAAUCUAUCCUAGAUAUGCAGAGAGAAUAUGUGGAUAACAUAAGUUAUCCACCCACAACCACAUGGAUAAAAUAAUCUAACCUGUCCUCAAUAAUUUCCAUCUCUCUCUGCGUCUCUCAACAACGUCAAUCUUCUCCCCAACGCCAAAAUCUUGAAUAACUCUACAAUCAAUCCAUGGCUUCCAUGGCUGCUACAUUCACAAACUUCUUAGCCAAACAAACCCCAUACCUGAGUCCUGUGAGCAAAACAACUCUUCAAUUCUCCACCAAUCACCUCCCAACAAAAGAUCACCUGAUGUGCAAGCUCCAGACGGGCCGCAGCGUGAAAUCGGCGGCGGCCGCGACGGGCGUGGAGAAGGUGAGCCGCGACGAGAGGGUCCAGAAGGUCCACAGCAUGGCGGAGUUCGACGAGGCCCUGCGCAAGGCGAAGAACCGGCUGGUGGUGGUGGAGUACGCGGCGAGCGACAGCGAGAACAGCAACCAGAUCUACCCGUUCAUGGUGGAGCUGAGCCGCAGCUGCAGCGACGUGGACUUCCUCCUGGUGAUGGGCGACGAGUCGGAGGCGACGCGCGCGCUCUGCGCCCGGGAGAAGAUCGAGCAGGUGCCGCACUUCAGCUUCUACAAGAGCAUGGAGAAGAUCCACGAGGAGGAGGCCAUCGGCCCCGACCAGCUGGUCGGGGACGUCCUCUACUACGGAGACAGCCACUCCGCCGUCGUCCAGCUCCACUCGCGGGAGGACGUGGAGAAGCUCAUCGGCGACCACAAGGCCGACGGCAAGCUGAUCGUGCUGGACGUCGGCCUCAAGCACUGCGGGCCCUGCGUCAAGGUCUACCCCACCGUCAUCAAGCUGUCGCGCUCCAUGGAGGACACCGUGAUCUUCGCGCGGAUGAACGGCGACGAGAACGAUAGCUGCAUGCAGUUCUUGCGCGACAUGGACGUGGUGGAGGUGCCCACCUUCUUGUUCAUCAGAGAUGGCAACAUUUCGGGCCGCUAUGUCGGGUCGGGUAAGGGGGAGCUUAUUGGGGAGAUUCUUAGAUACCAGGGAGUUCGGGUCACCUACUGAUUCAUCCACACUUCUAUUCAUCACUAUGGACUUUCAUAUUCAUACGUAAUUCAAAUAGUAGGAGAUAGGAGUGGGGAUGGAACUCAUAUUCAUCCUUGAAAUUAAUUUUUAAACAUGUGCUGAGAUGAGCAACCAUAUUGUAUAUCCAUGGUUGUUCUGUUUAAUUAAGAUUGAAUAUUGUUGGAAGAAGACCAUGUGGGGUACUUAGCUUUUUCGUUGUUAAUUUGGUCCAUCGGUUCCUUCAUCUUCCACGGAAAAUAUACUAUAUAUUUUCUUACUAUAAA
This is a messenger RNA of Salvia miltiorrhiza (redroot sage), 1421 nucleotides long. RefSeq names its product thioredoxin-like protein CDSP32, chloroplastic. NCBI's taxonomy places the organism in Eukaryota, Viridiplantae, Streptophyta, Magnoliopsida, Lamiales, Lamiaceae. The record is from RefSeq and is a predicted model, not a curated record. The transcript has a single exon. Gene Ontology annotation, molecular function: oxidoreductase activity, acting on a sulfur group of donors, disulfide as acceptor. The coding region runs from base 250 to 1137 and encodes 295 amino acids.